AGGAUUUCUGCGGGUGGCAAGUAAUAAAGCCAGCUAUUAGAAAGAAGAUGCCGGAGGGUAAGGCACCUCAUUUCCCGCAACAGCCGGUAGCUCGACAAAACGAUGAUGGAUCAUUGGAACUGGAAUGUUUUUUAGAAGCUCAACCAAUCCCGGAUAUUAAGUGGUUUUAUGAUACAACCGAACUAAAACAAGACCAACGAUUCAGUUUCCGACUGGAUAACAAAGGAAACGAUGCUUACUCAGCCAUCUUACAAAUCAAGGAUCUUGCUGACAGCGAUGCUGGAGCUUAUCGAUGUGCUAUUGUAAAUCCACACGGGAAGGGGAACGCUAAUUUUAACCUCAAACUUACAGGAUUCAGCGCGCCAACGUUUGUCGAAAAACCACAAAUAUCAUCUCGUGACGAUGGUCAAGUAAUGGUUAUGGAAUUCAGAGCAAAAUCAAUUCUUAAACCUACUUUCGUCUGGCAAAAGGGGGAAGAAAUCGUAGCUGAAUCGGAUCGAGUGAAAAUUGUCCUAAGAGAAGAAGCUAAUCAAACAUAUUAUGCUGCUCUGGAAAUCAAAGAGCCGACGAAAGAAAAAGAUGCGGGCCAAUUUGUCUGCACAGCAAAGAAUGAAUCUGGAAAAUUAACAGCCACUUUCACUGUUAAAUUUGAAGUGCCGCAAGGAGCUCCGACCUUUACUCGUAAACCACAGAUUUUGCAAAAAACAUCAGACUCUGGUGAUCCAGCCAUUGUUUUUGAUAUUGGAUUCCAAGCUGAUCAAAACCCAGAGGUCAUUUGGUUAAAUCCAAAAGGCAAGAAAAUGAAGGAAUCAAGUCGUAUAAAGUUUGGAUUAACACCUGAUGGUGGUGCAAACACGUUCACUGCUCAAUUGGAACUGAAAAAUUAUAAAGCAAAGGACAGUGGUACAUAUACCUGCAAUAUUAAGAAUGAAGCUGGUGAAGCAAACGUUGAAUUGACGUUGAACAUCGAAGGUGAUGAUGAUGGAAGCAUGACAGAUUGAUGUGCAUUGAAUCUAAUAUGUAACCAUGUGUUGUACCAUUUCUCAAGUGCAGUAUAUCGUAUCAAAUCCUGUUUGCCUGCUAACUUGUUCACCAUUAUAACAAUCAACAAGACCCUUAGACGAAGGGGCAGAUGAUGCUAGCGAAGCGUAAAAUGGACAAGUUCUAGAUGGUUAACAAGAUGCCGGAUCCUAUGAACAGCAAAAAGUCUGCCACAGAAGUUUCUUGAUACCGCUGGAUCUUUUUCCAUUAAAUUUGCGUUAUCUUUAUAUUUCUUUAUAUUUCAUAAAGAGUUUUUGUUUGUAAAAUGAAGGUAAUGUAAUGGUGCCAGUAUUUGUUGCUAACUUUGUUUUUCCACUCUCGAUGGAUAUUCCAUUUGUUUGGAUAUCGAGCAACCAAUUCUCGCCCACAUGCAUUAUCAUUUCGCAUUAUCGAAUAUUAAUUGCUAUUAUUAUUAUUAUAAUAGUGUUCGCUUUCGUAUACUCAAAUAUAAUGCCGUCCUCUGUCAAACAUUUUUGCAUUCAGAAUAUUUCGGUUUAGUCAAGUGAUCUAUCUCGAAAUCAUUCAUAAGCAGUCGCAUUCCUGAGAUUGCUUAAUUUAAAAGAUGUUCGAGCAGCUAUGUUUCUCACCGGUUUUCAACCCUAAAUUAUGCCAUUUCAUCUUCUAAUUGCUUAAUUUUUCUAAUCCGCAAGAAUUAAACUACCAAAAGAAUUUUAUAGUCAUUGUUAAAUGAAGUGCCUUGUCCAGAUUAUGUUCGAAACCUUUCUUCGCUUUCAUAUGCUUCCAAAAUCCUAUUAUUAAGUCAGUUUAUUUCCUCGCAGUGUUCUGGUCUCCGAUAAAACAAUUCUGAUGAUGGCAUAUUUUAAAUAGCGUUCAAUACGCCAAUUGUAUUUGCUCAUAUGUGCAUGAUGAGAGAGAAUAAAAAUGUUGAGUUUUGAGUUUGAUUCUUCUUUGCUUCCUG
Loa loa (African eye worm) is the source of this 1960-nucleotide messenger RNA. RefSeq names its product disorganized muscle protein 1, variant. The coding region runs from base 48 to 1001 and encodes 317 amino acids. The record is from RefSeq and is a predicted model, not a curated record. NCBI's taxonomy places the organism in Eukaryota, Metazoa, Nematoda, Chromadorea, Rhabditida, Onchocercidae. The transcript has 11 exons.